This is a messenger RNA of Nicotiana tabacum (common tobacco), 2113 nucleotides long. Its product is annotated as NAC domain-containing protein 86-like. The record is from RefSeq and is a predicted model, not a curated record. Gene Ontology annotation, biological process: regulation of DNA-templated transcription. Lineage: Eukaryota; Viridiplantae; Streptophyta; Magnoliopsida; Solanales; Solanaceae. Gene Ontology annotation, molecular function: DNA binding.
UUGAGUUCCUCGGCUUCUUUUGUCUCUCUCUCCCUCUUCUUCUUUGGAACUUCUUCUCAAUAUCUCGCGCUUUAUAUUGUUAAAGGGAAAAGAAAAGGUGAGGAGAAGUUCCGAAGGAGAUGGCACCUGUUUCAUUGCCACCUGGUUUUAGGUUUCAUCCUACUGAUGAAGAACUUGUGGCUUAUUAUUUGAAAAGAAAGAUUAAUGGCAAGAAAAUUGAACUUGAGAUCAUUCCUGAAGUUGAUCUUUACAAAUGUGAGCCGUGGGAUCUACCAGGAAAAUCCCUAUUGCCUAGCAAAGAUCUUGAAUGGUAUUUCUUCAGUCCUCGAGACCGUAAAUAUCCAAAUGGAUCGAGGACUAACCGAGCAACGAAAGCUGGAUAUUGGAAAGCCACAGGAAAGGACAGGAAAGUAAAUUCAGAGAUGAGGUCUGUUGGGAUGAAGAAAACAUUGGUUUAUUACAGAGGUAGAGCCCCACAUGGAGCUCGAACUGAUUGGGUUAUGCAUGAAUAUCGAUUAGACGAAGGUGAAUGUGAAGUGUCCAAUGGCUUACAAGAUGGUUAUGCACUUUGUCGUGUGAUCAAGAGGAGUUUAAAUGGUCCAAAAAAAGGAGACGACGUCAAUUAUGGGAGUGAUAGAUCCUCUGAGGGAAGAUGUGAUCAUCAUCAUAUGGAAAUGCCAUCAUCAUUUGCUACUCCUACCCCUAGUGAUGAUAACUGGAAUAUGCAAUAUUUAUCAAAUCAACCUUUUGCUUUCAACAACACUACUCACCCCAUUCCAAAUUAUGGAACUUUGCCAUAUCCCCCAUCUAAGGUUAAUAUAGCAUUAGAGUGUGCAAGGUUGCAGCAUAGGUUCGCAUUACCUCCAUUGGAGAUUCAAGACUUCCCUCAAGUUGGCUAUGUUGAUACCAAGAUGCCUCAAUCAAGUUUUAUUCAAUCUACAAAUCAAACGGAUAUUGUAGAAGAAAUCCUUUCAGUUGCCCAAGCUUCACAAAAUCUAAUCAAUCAAGACUUAUCAUGGGGUGGAAAUUCAUGUGCUCCUGUUGAUAACUUCUCUUUUCUUCCUCCUAAUAAUAACCAAAUCCAUGACUUGGAUUCAUUCCAUUUCAUAGAACAGCUUAAGGAAGAUCAGAAUGUUAGGUCCAUCGGUAUCGGAGAUUUUGGUGAGGACUUCAAAUCUGAUAGAAUGGUGGAAAAUUUGAGAUGGAUAGGAAUGUCAGACAGGGAUCUUGAGAAGACAUUUCUUGAGGAUUACAAGACUGUUCCAAUAGAAAAUGUUUCAGCUAUCCAAAGAGAAGAGAAUCAGUUUCAAGGUGAAUACAGUGGCCACCACAACAACUUAAGUGGAUUCAAUGAAACAGAAACAAACAAUUUCUCAAUAGGAUUUGGCAAUGACAAGUUGUUGGAUGAUGGAAACAUGACUGAUGGUUUAUCAAAUUCCCCAAGCUUUGAAGUGUAUGAGAAGAUUGAAGUCAAUCAUGGGUUUUUUAUAGCGACAAGGCAAACAGCCAAGACAUUCUAUCAUCAACUGACACCUUCUACGACUCUUAGGAUUCAUCGCAACCUAGUCACAGUCCAUGAUCUUCCUCUAUAUAUAGGAAAGUUUUCAGAUUCAAUAGCAAUACCUAAAGAGAGAAACUUUUAUGAUAAUUUUGUUAAGAAAGUCACAAGACCGUGGACAACAACUAUGAGAACUUUGGUGAGUAUGGUUGCAUUUUUACAUACUUUUUUUUGGAUAUGUUUUGGGGAAUGCUUGGACGAAAAAGGUUCUCAAUUAGAAGACAAGAGGGGUGUCAGUGUCAAUGAAGAAUGCUUAAUGGAGAGGGAGGAGAAAAAGAAAGCUCAAGAUUAUAAAUGGGAUUAUUGUUAUAAACAAAACAAAUUCCCAAUUGUUGAUAAAGAAGAAGAGAAAUAUUGCAAUGUUGCUGUGGAAAAGAAAUGGCCUUAUCUCACCCUUGUUGUAGCUCUUUCUACCAUUUGGUUGCACCAUAUUGUCCCUUCUUUUUGAUUAUUUUUUUUUCUUGUAUUGCUAACCAUAAUUGUUGUUAAGGCAUAACUUAGAGGCCCCUGCCUUUUAAUACCAAAAGUGUAGCUGUAUUUUGUUUUUUCCAUAUA